AUGGCCUGUGGUGUUGGAGCAAAUGGCCCAGUGAAGGCUUGUGCGUUCUCUAAUGACUCUAGUUUCUUCGCCACUGGAUCCUGUGAUUGUACCGUAAAAAUAUGGAAAACAAAAACAGGAAGAUGUCUGCACACUUUACAAGGACACAGUAAAAGUGUGGAGACUGUGUGCUUCAACCGUAAUUCGAGGCUGUUAGCAUCUGCUGGCUGGGACCACACAGCUAUUCUUUGGGAUACAAUGACAGGCUUUGCUUUGAAAGUUCUUUCUGGACACAAGAAUGUCAUCAAAACCUGUGACUUUUCAAACACUGGAGAAUAUUUGGCCACUGGAUCCUGGGAUUAUACAAUCAGAGUGUGGAAGGUACAAAAAACUACACGGAGAAUAAUUCUGCAUGGUCACACAGGCAACGUGAGCUGUGUAAAGUUUUCUACAUUUGGAAUGUUGGCUUCAGGGUCCUGGGACAAGACUGUAUGUGUAUGGAAUUCAAAAAAUGGACACCUGAUCUUUCUUCUGAAGGAGCACACUGGCCGGGUGAUGGCUCUUUCAUUCUCCAUGGAUUCAAUUCUACUGGUGACAGCAGCAGAAGAUGAAACGAUUCGUGUGUGGGAUUGUGAAGAUGGCAAGUGUAAGAAGAUCCUUAAGUGUGAGUUGGAAUCCAUCUUUUGUUGCCAAUUUUCUCGCACUGAAACUCUUCUGGUUGGAGGAGCUUCUGACCAUGCAUUGACAAUGACAAAGGCCCGUUGA
Chiloscyllium plagiosum (whitespotted bambooshark) is the source of this 744-nucleotide messenger RNA. Lineage: Eukaryota; Metazoa; Chordata; Chondrichthyes; Orectolobiformes; Hemiscylliidae. The record is from RefSeq and is a predicted model, not a curated record.